Aphanomyces astaci is the source of this 562-nucleotide messenger RNA. RefSeq lists its product as hypothetical. Bases 60 to 518 code for a protein of 152 amino acids. NCBI's taxonomy places the organism in Eukaryota, Oomycota, Saprolegniomycetes, Saprolegniales, Verrucalvaceae. The record is from RefSeq and is a predicted model, not a curated record. The transcript has a single exon.
AUCGAGUCGUUUCACCCCCGCACUCGUCAACGAACAUCCAACUACGGCGGCAAUCGAGCAUGAAAGAGGGAUGCUUGCGGUGCUGCUCAGGGCUAUCUGCGGUGGGGAUGAUCUACCUUUCCCUCAUGUCCAUCAUACUGAGCAAACAGCCACAGUACAUUCGUGGGUUGCAUCAUCACGACAACCAUGACUUGCACUCGAGCUGCGCUGUUGCGGCCGUGCUCUACGCCGUGUGCUUUGGAGGGUGCAUGUAUGCGCUGCGAGUGCACAACGAGUCCAAGCACUUGCGCUACGGCGUCAAGGUCGUGUCCUCGAGCGACGAGUGCGAUCCGUUGAAGAAGGACGAAGACGAAGGCGCGGACUUGAAAGUACGCGGAGCGGUAAGCGCUGGAGUCAUCUCCGCCAUCAAGACCCAACUCAUGCACGCCAAGGUUAUGCACAGCGAUGAAAUGCACAGUUUAAUCCAGAGCGACGGCAGCUCCAGCCCACGCAAGCCCAAACCACGAAAGGGCGACUAACGCGCUCAUUUUUAACCACCCUUUUCUCAUAAAUUCCACACCAG